AUGAAGCCGGAAUCCAUCAUCCUUGCUGUCAUCGUACCAUUGGCACUCUCCACUGCUGUGCCCGACAAGAAAGAUAUUGACAUUGAUGACUUGAACCAGAAAGAAGUCCUUGAUCCGCCUAAAGUAUGCAAGCUUAAGGCUCCACGACAGCACUGGACUUUUCCUUGCGCUUGUUCAGAGGAUUCUGGAACCUGGACCAAGAGUUCAAACAUUAGGCUUGUAUGCCACAGCAAGGACAAAUUUAAUAACUGGUGGUAUCAGACCAAAGCCGGAGAAUGGGUCCAAAACAUGUUUGGGCAGUGCGAGAAUCCUACUGCUAUCAAAGGCCAGCCAGACUGCGAACUCUAA
Molecule: messenger RNA, 348 nt
Organism: Aspergillus uvarum CBS 121591
Lineage: Eukaryota; Fungi; Ascomycota; Eurotiomycetes; Eurotiales; Aspergillaceae
Exons: 3
Coding region: 1-348 (115 amino acids)
Source: RefSeq, a predicted model, not a curated record